Leishmania braziliensis MHOM/BR/75/M2904 is the source of this 510-nucleotide messenger RNA. RefSeq names its product RNA-binding protein, putative, UPB1. Gene Ontology annotation, cellular component: ribonucleoprotein complex. Lineage: Eukaryota; Euglenozoa; Kinetoplastea; Trypanosomatida; Trypanosomatidae. Gene Ontology annotation, molecular function: RNA binding. The transcript has a single exon. Bases 1 to 510 code for a protein of 169 amino acids. The record is from RefSeq and is a predicted model, not a curated record.
AUGGCGCAGCACAUGGCCCCUCCUCCUCAGCAGCAGCAGAUGCCCUCGCAGCAGCAGGUGUACAACCCUGAGCCGGAGGCACUGCGCAACCUGAUGGUGAACUAUAUCCCCACCACCGUCGAUGAGAUGCAGCUCCGCCAGCUGUUCGAGCGCUAUGGCCCCAUCGAGACCGUCAAGAUAGUGUGCGACCGCGAGACGCGCCAGAGCCGCGGCUACGGCUUUGUGAAGUACUGCUCCGCUGCGUCCGCGCAGCAGGCAGUGAACGAGCUGAACGGGUUCAACAUCCUGAACAAGCGCCUGAAGGUUGCGCUCGCCGCGUCGGGAAACCAGCGACAGCGCCCCUACAACGCCGCGCCGCCGGGCGCGAACCCCGCUGCGAACAUGGGCUACUACGGCGGCAACUUCGCGCCGACCGGCUACCCGCAGGCGAACCCGUACGCGCAGCAGCACAUGAUGGCGAUGCAGCAGCAGUACAUGAUGCAGCAGUCAGGCCAGCAGCCCCGCCAGUAA